Molecule: messenger RNA, 5881 nt
Organism: Limulus polyphemus (Atlantic horseshoe crab)
Lineage: Eukaryota; Metazoa; Arthropoda; Merostomata; Xiphosura; Limulidae
Product: zinc finger protein GLIS3-like
Exons: 10
Coding region: 33-3473 (1146 amino acids)
Biological process (GO): regulation of transcription by RNA polymerase II
Cellular component (GO): nucleus
Molecular function (GO): DNA-binding transcription factor activity, RNA polymerase II-specific; RNA polymerase II cis-regulatory region sequence-specific DNA binding
Source: RefSeq, a predicted model, not a curated record
AACUGGGGAAUUAGUUAACACAUCUUUAGGAGAUGACAGGGAUAUCUUCGAUCGGGGAUCGACAAAAUACGUCCACAAUGAUAGCAAAAGACAUUACGCCAAUCAACGGACUUCCUUUGGAUGAUCUCGAAGUGCCAUCUGGUGGUGUAAUGGAGAUGAAUAACGGUCUUUCUUUUCAAUUCGAUCCCGAACUACUCCUGCAAACAACGGGUUAUAACCCUCAGGAUGUUUCCAUGCCGAUCAGAAAUCAGGUUACCCACACUUCAGCGUUAGCUGUUAGUACUCCUACACUUAAUCGUGUAAAGAAUUCACAGUCAGAUGGUUUACCACGACCACAGACUCCUUGUAGACUUCCACCAAUGGCGUCGUUUCUUGUAAAUAUUUCUACUGAUGCAGAAAGACCAUCUUCAGAAAUUAAUAAUCCGUUUAAUUCAACACAUACGACUUCUACGGUGAGUACUUUAAAAAGAGUAAGUCAUAAAAGAACAAACAGAAGUCAAAGUGCACGAUAUGCGCACAAUAGUUUUCCACGACUUUCGCCAGCGCCACCUAGUUAUCAGCCUGCUCAAUCACCAUCAACUUUAAUGAUGAUGACUGGUUAUAAUAACUUAGCCGUUGGCUAUUUUUUAAAUCCAGAACAACGUACCAAGAUAGUUUCUACUAUCGACUCUAGAAAGGUCACAUCAAGCCGAGGUAAAAGGGUUGACAGAGAAGAUACUACACUAUCCUCAGUUCACGUGCUACCCACAAUGCACUUAGAUAUUUUACCGUCCCCAGGAGCUGCCAGUGUAAGUUCUCCAGGUAGCCAUACAUUAACACUAAGCACCAAUCCAAGUCCUAGUUGUUCUAGUUUCUCUGGUGAGCUGAGUACAUCCUCAUUUGUAACAUCUCAUCUUCAUGGAGAUUGUAACCAAAGCUUAGACAAUUCUCCUUUCAUGAACUCGUCUUCUAGUCACCAGCCAGUUAUAGAUUCACUCGUUAACUCCCUUGUUUCUGCGUCGGAAGGUAUCCAGAACUUUGCUGAGACAAGUUCAGAUAAUUUCUUAAAUUGUCAGGAUACUGUUUUGGAUUCUCUUCUUUCUGCUUCAUCUUCAGACCAACUUUUUAAUAGUGUUUCUGACUCCGAUUUGAUGAUAACGACGACAGACUCGGGAAGUGUUCUUGGCCUUCCUGAUAUUCACUUUGGCACUCAAGAGCCUUCUGUUGAUCAAAGUGACAUUUCUUCAAUCCUCCUACAACCACAAGAGCCGUUAUUAACCAAUCCUGUGCCUGAUCCUGCUAACCCCAUUUCUUCUGAUCUACCACCGGCUGCAAGUAAUACGACUGUGCCAUAUUUACCCUGCACAUCAAUUCAAGAAGUCAAGGAAGAAACCACCUGGAGCAGGUAUUCAAUUUUGCCCUCAGUUGGAAACAUCCAAACAAAUGCCAAUGAGUUUGCUCUUCCAUAUCACAACGUGAUGGCACCAAGCGGUGCUCUCUGUCAGUACUCUGGGACACAGAGCUCUUUAUCAGGAUUUCAUUCGAGUUGUGCGGAAAUGUACCCACCAACUUCUAAUUUUGUCAGUCCUCGUCAUUCUGCAAGGUCAUCUUAUUCAGGCCGUGGUUCACGUGCAACUGGAAAAAGAGCUUUGUCGAUCUCUCCUUUGUCAUCGGAUGGGUUAGACUUGAAUACUCUAAUCAGGAUAUCUCCCACAUCCCUGGUAUUUCAAUGGAAUGGGUCUCGAAGUUCUUCAGCAAGUAUGUCUCCUGCUUCUGGAGAAAGACAUGGUUGUUACGGUCACUUGUCUGCCAGAAACAGCAGUAGCAGUCCACACUCAGGUUCUGGUUCUUCAGCUUACAGGAUGAGCAUCUCUUACACUCCACAAACAAAUACCAGCGGCAAAGAUGCUAAGGAUGAUGUAUUGGACAUCGAUAGUCACUUCUUGGCCUGCCAAGAUAUGCAGAAUCUUGAACAAGGAAAUUACGCUUUGUCCGAAGAGUUUGCCGUGCCGGAUCAAGUAAUUAUCCCACAAAAUAAUCUCCAGGUAGUGGAACAGCAAGAUAAUAUGUUUAAAACUGAACAAUAUGAUGGCGCUUGUAUGUAUUCUUCUUCCAAUACAGCACCCUUUAGACUACCACCGCCACCUCCUCCACCCUUGCCGCCAUUGUCAAAUCGUCCUCCUCCUUCUUAUGAUCAACACAUGGCCCGAAAAAUUGCUUUACAAAAGAAAAGUUCUUCAGAUAGCAGUCAUCCGUCGAGCUAUUCCAGCUUUGAUAGCUCAGAAGGUGACCGAGUUGGCGAAGGUAACGACAGUGAUCAGGGAGUCAAACAGCACCACGUUUGCAGGUGGAUCGACUGCAGCGCAGUCUUCAGUGAACAAGAAGAUUUAGUGAAACAUAUUGAGAAAGCCCACGUUGACCAAAGGAAAGGUGAAGACUUUACUUGCUUUUGGCAAGGAUGUACACGUCGCUUUCGUCCCUUCAACGCUCGUUACAAACUGCUCAUCCAUAUGCGAGUUCACUCUGGAGAAAAGCCCAACAAAUGCAAGUUUGAAGGGUGUAACAAGUCUUUUUCGCGCCUGGAGAAUCUGAAGAUUCACCUUCGAUCCCAUACAGGAGAGCGGCCAUACGUGUGUCAGUACGAAGGUUGUUCUAAAGCGUUCAGUAAUUCAUCUGACAGAGCCAAGCAUCAACGAACUCAUCAAGACACUAAACCUUAUGCCUGUCAGAUACCCGGAUGUUCUAAAAGGUAUACUGAUCCAAGUUCACUCAGAAAACAUCAGAAAAACCAUCAGCCUAAAGUGGACCCAGUGAGGAAAAGGUUAAGAGGUGGUCCUGGAGAAAUGGAUCCCCAAAACUUGCAGGAAUGUCUUACGAUUCAGCCAAUAAGGAUAAGUCAGAGUUGCGGAUCCCCUCCUCUUCACGAACAUAGUGACAAUGGAUUAGGACGUUCUCCCCUAAAUUCCCUUCAAGGUUCCUCUAGCGACUCCUAUCCGGGUAUCUCGUUAAUACCCAGCAACCAGUCAAGUAGGAGUAUCAGUAGUCACACUUCUCCAGUUAGCCACCAGGGGAGUCCGGCCCUAACAGAAAUCACAGAAUGUAAUGAUACGAGACAGCAGACAAACACAGGUCGAAGAGUUCCGAUGCUGCCACCUAUUGGACAUAAUAAUCAACAAGUAUCUCGACAAGAUAGUUCUCAGCGUUUACGACCACAGUCUUUAGUCGGUCGCCCUUUGAACUCGAAUAACGAGGGUUCGACGUUAAUAAGCCUAGAUCUUCCAACUAAUACCACGUCGAGAGACCAAGCUCGUAGCGCCUCAGGAGCAGUUACCACAGAAAGGUAUGGUAACUCAACUUACCUGAGCUCGACUGGUUCCUUUUGUAGUCGCUUCUCUUCUAGAUGUCAAAGUAACCUUUCCGGGCUUCCAGUUGUAGAAGACUUCCCUUCAGGACUUGGCCUGGAUGCCUUUUCACACACUAGCGGAAUAUCGUGAAGAUUUCCCUUAUUUCAGCCAGAAGUUAUAAAAUGAAAAUCUUCAUCACUAACGGAAAACGGAUAGUUCCGGAUAGUGACGCUUGGAAGAAGUGAAAAAAUAAAUAAAACAUUCGGAAGUUCCAGCGUUGUUGUACGAAAAGAUGGGGCUUUUGAAAACGAAGUCUGUGUUUAUUGAAUAUAUAAUAUUUUAUAGACCGUAAGAAUAUUAUACACUCCAUAAGACAAAUUGUAUCAUUUCAUAUAAUGCUACAAGAUAAGUUUUCCUUGUUUGUUUUUUUAUUACACGAUCUCAAAACAGAAGAAAUUCAUGUUUAGAGAUUUAGAGUAAGUACUGACAUGGAACAUAUAUGUUCUGUAUUUGUUUUUAUUUUUUCAUCCAGGUCAAGAAAUCAUCCUGAAAAUGGGAGUGAUUGAUAGCAUAGUGUAGUGUAAAGACAUAUUCUAUACAUCCUGUUUUUUUAGGCAUUUAACUUUUAUUACUUUUAUUUCUUGUUACGUGUCUGUUGGGUUAUAAAGCUUUGAUGUAGUGGCAGGUAUUCGAAUAAAAACCAAGUUAUCUUAAUAUGUAGAAUGGUGAAAUAUUGCUAACAUAGGUUCAUAACGGUUAGCUUAUUAAACCUAUUAAUACAUUACUAUAUUUUUUAUCAUUCAAGUUCGGUUCAAUAAAUACGUAAAAGUUUAAAAAAGUUUGAAUAAAAUACUCUGUUUUUAAAUUAAAUGAGAUAACAGCAUUACAUCCUUUACAAAGGAACAAUAGUGUAUUUCGAAUGUAACGGUGGAGGUUUAAAAAAAACAACAAAGAGGGGGCGAUGUAUACACCACUGCACUGGAGUUAAUUUUUUAGAUAUUGAAAUGUCCAAUCAUAACAUAUAGAUAUAUUUUUCUUUUGUAAAACUGGAUUUAUCUUAAAUUAACAGCGGUAGCUGGUUGAUAGAAUGUAAUUUUCCAAAAUAUACUUUGUUUAACAAAUAUAUGAUUUACCUUCGGAUCGAAUUACACUACCAUUUAAAGUCUCGUCCCAACAGGAUAUUGAAUUAUCAAUAGAAGUAAGCUUAACGUGCAUAUUCAACGUGUUCAGAUAUCUACAGGUUUGGGUUUAUCGUGUUCAGAUAUCUGCAGGUUUGGCUUUAACGUGUUCAGAUAUCUAUAGAUUUGGGUUAAACGUGUUCAGAUAUGUACAGGUUUGAAUUGAACAUGUUCAGAUAUCUAUAGGUUUGGGUUCAACAUGUUCAGAUAUCUACAGGUUUGGGUUUAACGUGUUCAGAUAUGUACAGGUUUGAAUUGAACAUGUUCAGAUAUCUAUAGGUUUGGGUUCAACAUGUUCAGAUAUCUACAGGUUUGAGUUUAACGUGCAUGUUCAACGUGUUCAGAUAUCUAUAGAUUUGGGUUUAACGUGUUCAGAUAUCUACAGGUUUGGGUUUAACGUGUUCAGAUAUCUACAGGUUUGGGUUUAACAUGUUCAGAUAUCUACAGGUUUGGGUUUAACCUAUUCAGAUAUCUACAGAUUUGAAUUAAACAUGUUCAGAUAUCUAUAGGUUUGAAUUAUACAUGUUCAGAUAUCUACAGAUUUGAAUUAAACAUGUUCAGAUAUCUAUAGGUUUGAAUUAAACAUGUUCAGAUAUCUACAGGUUUGGGUUCAACAUGUUCAGAUAUCUACAGGUUUGGGUUUAACAUGUUCAGAUAUCUACAGGUUUGGGUUCAACAUGUUCAGAUAUCUAUAGGUUUGGGUUCAACAUGUUCAGAUAUCUACAGGUUUGGGUUUAACCUAUUCAGAUAUCUACAGAUUUGAAUUAAACAUGUUCAGAUAUCUACAGAUUUGAAUUAAACAUGUUCAGAUAUCUAUAGGUUUGAAUUAAACAUGUUCAGAUAUCUACAGGUUUGGGUUCAACAUGUUCAGAUAUCUACAGGUUUGGGUUCAACAUGUUCAGAUAUCUACAGGUUUUGGUUCAACCUAUUCAGAUAUCUACAGAUUUGAAUUAAUCCUGUUCAAAUAUCUACAGGUUUGGGUUUAACGUGUUCAGAUAUCUACAGGUUUGGGUUUAACAUGUUCAGAUAUCUAUAGGUUUGAAUUAUACAUGUUCAGAUAUCUACAGGUUUGGGUUCAACAUGUUCAGAUAUCUACAGGUUUGAAUUAAACAUGUUCAGAUGUCUACAGGUUUGGGUUAAACAUGCUGUUCCAAAUUUGUUUGUUGUUAUUUCUGAAUGUCGAAUUGUUCAGUUGUACAUGUUCUUUAGCAUAUUUGAAGAAAAUAUAUAUACUGCAGGACCUUGAAAGUUGGCAAUGACAACAACGCAUAUAAAAAAAAUUAUAAUGUUUGAUGGAAAGAAAAUAAACUUACCGGAAAUGUGGAGUCAGCUGCUGAGUUAAAUCCUUGGUAUUUUGGCUCGUUUUCAAAAAAAAAAAAA